AUGCUUUAUUUCCAACAUACCGGCGGGGCACCCCCACCCGGCGGGACUGGGUCCCCGGGCCCCCGCCUCCUCCCGCGGACACAGCGCCCUCAGCAGCCCCGGCGGCCCUCCCGCCUCGGGGCGGCGCCGCUCAGGCCGCAGCCCAGGCCGCCGCCCGGAGCAGAGAUGAACUUUGAGGACGUGGCCAUCGCCUUCUCUCAGGAGGAAUGGGGACUCCUUGAUGAGGCUCAGAGACUCCUGUACUGUGAUGUGAUGCUGGAAGUGUUUGCACUGGUCUCGUCUGUAGGUUGUUGGCAUAAAAUGGAUGAUGAGGAGGAGGUCUGUCUUGAGCAAAGCAUAUCUGUUCAAGUAGAGUCACAGAGCAGGGCUUCAAAGACAGCUCCAGCAACCCAGAGGAACCAUCUCUGUAGGAGAUGUUUCUCUGUAUACAAAGAUAUUCUACACCUGACUGUGUCACAAGCAGCAGACUUUGAGCAGACAGCCUUCUUCAGUGACGCAUGUGUGAGAGACUUCUGUUUCAGUGGAAACCCUCAGCAGCAGCAGAGGGAUGCCAGUGGAGAGAAGCCCUGGAAAAAAGAUGUGGACAGGGCCUCGUUUGUUACCAGGUGCAGCUUCUACUUACCUUGGGUGCCUUCAACUAAUAAGGAGAUUGGGGAAGACUUUCCAGCCAUCCCAGAGCUUCUCCAGCCCCAAGCUCCUCUCAGCACUGAGGAGACACACAGUGGCAGUGACGUUUCACAGGAAUAUCUUGGUGGAAAAAGUCUUCAACAGACUUGUAACUGUGAAAAAUUUGGCAGCCACAACCAGAAAGUUGUUCAGUGUCAGGGCGCCUGCUCUGGAGAAGGGAAAUAUGAGUGUGAAAAAUGUGGGAGAGUUUUUAAACGAAUUUUUCACCUAAUUCAACAUGGAACAAUUCAUACUAACAAAAAGCCUUAUCAAUGUACUGAUUGUGGAAAAUCUUUUAGGAACAAUAAAUACCUCUUCAACCACAAGAGAGUUCACCGUGGCAAAAAAACUUUUAAAUGUAUUGAUUGUGGGGAGUUCUUUGGACCGAAAUUGUCACUCAUUCAACACCACAACGUUCAUACCAGAGAAAAGCCUUAUGAGUGUAGUGAUUGUGGAAAGUCCUUCAGGGUAAGCUCUCGCCUCAAAGAAUACAACCGUGUUCACACUGGAGAAAGUCCCUAUGACUGUACUGACUGUGGGAAGUCCUUCAGUAGAAACCAUGCCCUCUUUGAACACAAGAGAAUUCACACUGUAUUUGUGGCCGAAGUGACCUACUCUACCACUUGUCUCACCUGA
Pipistrellus kuhlii (Kuhl's pipistrelle) is the source of this 1302-nucleotide messenger RNA. RefSeq names its product zinc finger protein 551-like. The transcript is spliced from 5 exons. Gene Ontology annotation, biological process: negative regulation of transcription by RNA polymerase II. NCBI's taxonomy places the organism in Eukaryota, Metazoa, Chordata, Mammalia, Chiroptera, Vespertilionidae. The record is from RefSeq and is a predicted model, not a curated record. The coding region runs from base 1 to 1302 and encodes 433 amino acids. Gene Ontology annotation, molecular function: DNA-binding transcription repressor activity, RNA polymerase II-specific.